Ceratina calcarata is the source of this 3751-nucleotide messenger RNA. RefSeq lists its product as uncharacterized. The transcript has 13 exons. Lineage: Eukaryota; Metazoa; Arthropoda; Insecta; Hymenoptera; Apidae. The record is from RefSeq and is a predicted model, not a curated record. Gene Ontology annotation, biological process: detection of chemical stimulus involved in sensory perception of smell; sensory perception of smell. Gene Ontology annotation, molecular function: odorant binding; olfactory receptor activity. The coding region runs from base 1020 to 3611 and encodes 863 amino acids. Gene Ontology annotation, cellular component: plasma membrane.
UAACGGUAUCUGUCCCAUUUACAUCAUAUACUAACGAAGAUACCACCAAAUAUAAUGAAAUGAGAGAAGAACAAUUUUUGCCUGCAUAUAAUAAUCAUUUCUGUUAGACAGUAUUAUGGAAGUGACAACUGCGGAGGAAGCGUAGGUAAUAAUCAGGUGAUGUCACCCGUGGAACCGUUAAUUCAUUAAAAGGAAUGUCUCUCAAAGCUUUCAGUGGUGUAUUAUUAUCUGAACCUAUUAUCAUAUCCUCACGCGUCUGUCGUGUUUUUAAUUCACGAAUUUCUCACUUUAUGCGAAAAUCGUUAACAUCGAUUUUUAAAUAAUUUUUAUUUCAGGUAAUAAGCUCAGCUUUGUCUUAUCUCACAAUGACAAGAAAUUACAGUACAUAAAAUAUCAUAUUCAGUGAUGUUGUAAACUCAAUAUAACAGUAAAAGUGCAUUUGUUGUGUGAAGUAAAUUGUGCACUAGAAAAUAAGGUUUUCCAUAGUUGAUUCUAAUCAUUUCAUUUGAUUUCGUUUGAUAAAUACCUGAGACAUCGCAGCAAGUUAGUGAAGGAAGAAUUCGCUCUUGUUCUCGAGACAGUCUGUUCCCGGGAGAAAGGUACCUUGAAAAUGCAGCAAGUAUAGAAGACAGUUCGCUCGAAGGCCAUAAAAGUCUUUUCCAAGUCUUCUACACUUUUCAAUUUUGUCAUUUCUUGACAGUUUCACCCUCGAACUGUGUAACCUGUUACCCUCACUUUUCACGAGAUCACACGCUGCACUGCAAAGGUACUGUUUCUUUCGUAUGACGUCGUGACAAUUAGAAGUGCAUAAUUUAUUCAUCGGCCGGUACGUAUACAUCAUCGCGCCUGUCUCCCCUGACGUGUGAAAUUCGCCACGAAGAGGCAGGUUUCCCUCACGGAAAUAAUUUGUUACAUCGAUAGCAUCAAAGGAAAAUGUUAAAGCGUCUUUGUGUGAAAGAGCAGAGGCCGAAUAUGUUCACUGACACUUCAAUUUGAUUUGCUACAAGGGACGAAUUGACAUGGAGAAGUCGUCUAACUCGGAAUUCAAAGACAUGUCCAUUUACUGGUCGGUUUUUUUCUUAAAGGCAGCAGGCAUGUGGCUGACGUCGGACGAUAAAGAGGAACGCCAUAGGAGAUACGUUUAUGCGCUCAGUGCCUUCGCGCUUAUAUACGGUAUCUAUGUGAACACCAUUGAUUGUUAUUACAGCUGGGGUGAUCUAAGCCAUUGCAUAUUCUUGAUUAAUAAUACACUGUGCAUUCUGCUUGGUAUAUACAAAAUAACAAUUUUAACUACUCAGAGAAUGGAGUUCAGGAAGAUUGUCCUAUACGCGCAGAAGAAUUUUUGGCAUUCGAAUUACAGUGGAUACGAAAAGGAAGUUUUUGUGCAGUGUCAAAAAUUUUGCAAACUAUGGCUCGUAACUGUAAGCUUCCUUACACAAGCCAGCCUAGCGGGCUAUGCGAUUACCCCUAUCGUUUUGAAUAUAGGAAAGAACGAGUCAGACAGAGUACUUCCGUUCAAUAUGUGGUUGGACUUGCCGCUGUCACUGUCACCGUACUACGAAUUAGUAUUCAUCUUUCAGAUGUUGUGUGUGUAUCAAAUCGGGAUCGUCUAUAUCUGCAGCGACACGUUUUUGUGUAUAUUGAAUAUACACGUAAUUGGUCAACUCCGAAUUCUGCAAUAUAAAUUCUUGAAACUUCAGUCACCUACCAAAACGGACUUGAUCGACUGCGUGAACGAGGAUUACUUAAAGCUGAAGAAGUGCAUACGAGAUCACCAAGCGCUGAUUAAAUUCUGCGACAUGCUCGAAGGCGUUUUCUCGCUGCCGAUCCUUGGUCACAUGGUCGUCUUCAGCUUGCUUAUGUGCUUCGACACGUACGAGAUACUUCUGGCAGACGGACCCCUCGUGUCGCAGACUAUUUUCGUUUUCCAUAUGGUCGGUAGUUUUCUGCACAUAAUUUUAUUCACGUCCAGUUGCCAAGGACUGAUCGACGAAAGUACGAAUGUUAGCCUAGCGGCGUACUCAUCCUGGUGGAUGGAUUGUCCGAUGAACAAAGUCGGCAUAAUGCUGCGAAGAGAUAUUCUGAUAAUACUAUUGAGGACACGGAGACCGUGCUGUCUGACCGCUGGUGGAUAUUUCCCUGUGUCUUUGGAAACUUCUACUGCUCUGAUGAGUUCUACGAUGUCGUACUUUACGCUUAUGAGGGAGUCCUCGGCCAAGGAAUAUAUCUGUCCUCAUGAAAAUAUUACAAUGCUAGUCUUAUUAGGUCGAAGUACAAUUAGCAGCAUAUCCUGCGUGCAGGAUGGACCAAAAAAUGGUUUCCGGUAUCCUAUUCGGAGUUUUCAAAAGGUCACGAAAAGAAAAAUGACAGGCGUCUUGAAGGAGGUGAACCACGAUGUUUCAUCGGCGCGUAAAAUAGAAAAGAACAAAUCGUCGUCGAAUAAAGAUUACGCUCUAUCAGUAACGACGUUUUUAUUAAAAAUCGUCGGUCUCUGGCUGGCUAAGGACAGGAAGGAACAACGAACACGUGACUUAACGUUACUCUAUACAGUGAUAGCAAUUCUGUUUGGUGUAGUUGUACAAUUCAGGGAUUUCUAUUUCUCUUGGCCGAAUUUUUCGGACUGUACUUAUACAGCUUGUAAUAUUCUAUCCCUGGUACUGGUUUUAUUGAAAUUAUCCGUUAUAUUUGUUCAGAGAACAAAAUUUUUCGGCCUGGUUAAGUAUACUUACAAACAUUUUUGGCAUACUAAUUACGAUUAUAACGAAAUGGUACUGUUGCAAGAAUGCAGACGAAUCAGCGCCCUAUGUAUCGCCAUUAUCCAUUUUUGCGCUCAGGGUACGGUCAUCAGCUAUGUACUGACACCUAUCAUGGCAAAUAUAGGGAAGAAUGAAACUGACAGAAUACUUCCAUUCAACAUGUGGGUUGAUCUACCCGUAGCCAUCACUCCGUAUUACGAAAUAUUAUUUGUACUUCAGGUUCUCUCCUUGUGCCACGUUGUUAUCUGUUACAUUUGUUUCGACAGUCUUUUGUGUUUGGUGAAUCUACACGUGGCUACUCAAUUUCGUAUACUACAAUACAGGUUCUCGAAUUUGGGGAACACGAGCAACGUGUACUCGGGGGAUGAUAAUAACAGCUGGAGAGUGUUAGAAUUCGUGAAGAAAUGUCGCGCCUCGUUUGAGGCCUGCGUGCAACAGCAUCAGAGCCAGAUCAUGUAUUGUAAAAUGCUGAACAGUUUAUUUACGAUGAUUGUGUUAGGCCACGUAUUAGUUUACACCAUACUCCUCUGCCUGGUUGGCUACCAAGUAUUUUUGGCCGAUGCACCUCCAACGCGGCGGCUAAUUUUUGUGUUCCACAUAACGGGUAGCUUGUUGAUGUUGCUACUGUUCACGUUCAGCUGCAGCGGUUUAAUAGAGGAGAGCAUGAAUGUUGGAACCGCGAUAUACUCUGGGCCUUGGAUAGAUCUGCCGAUGAAUAGGAUCGGUACGAGUCUACGGAAGGACUUGAUAAUGGUUAUAGUAAGAUCCGGGAAGCCGUGCUGUUUAACCGCUGCCGGAUUCUUUCCCGUCUCUGUCGAAACCUUCACUACGGUAUGCAAUCUUUUUUUAUACUGAAUCAUAGAAAACAUGGUUAAAUAGUAUGAGCGCAUUAUGGUCCGCUGAGUUAUUGUGACUAUUGCGCGAGGUGGGGAGAAAUGAGUUGGGCAUGCCUACUCUACAUUCUCUGCAAAAAGUAUUCAUUCAAUUAAUGUAUC